Messenger RNA from Coregonus clupeaformis (lake whitefish), 1565 nucleotides. RefSeq names its product mevalonate kinase-like. Bases 1 to 720 code for a protein of 239 amino acids. The transcript is spliced from 7 exons. NCBI's taxonomy places the organism in Eukaryota, Metazoa, Chordata, Actinopteri, Salmoniformes, Salmonidae. Gene Ontology annotation, cellular component: cytoplasm. Gene Ontology annotation, biological process: isoprenoid biosynthetic process; cholesterol biosynthetic process. The record is from RefSeq and is a predicted model, not a curated record. Gene Ontology annotation, molecular function: ATP binding; mevalonate kinase activity.
AUGGCCAUCUUAGCCUUCCUCUACAUCUACCUCUCCGUCUUUGCUGGGUCAGGGUGGGGUGAGGUGGAGAUGGAGCUGAUCGACAGGUGGGCGUUUCAGGGUGAGAGGAUCAUCCAUGGGAACCCGUCAGGGGUGGACAACGCUGUGGGGACAUGGGGUGGCAUAUUGAGAUACCAUUCUGGGAAGAUAACACCCAUAAGCAGGGUCCCAAUGUUAAGGAUCCUACUCACAAACACCAAGGUCCCUCGCAGCACCAAGGUACUUGUUGCUGGAGUGAAGGACAAAAUGAACAAGUUUCCCUCUAUUAUAAAACCUGUACUGGAAUCUGUGAAUGCAGUCUCCUGCACCUGCGAGCAGACCUUAUCAGAGAUGGCCAGCGACACCCCCACACCCGAGCACUACAAUGUCCUGGAGGAACUCAUUGACAUCAACCAGCACCACCUGAACGUGAUGGGUGUAGGACACCCGGCCCUGGACACCCUGUGCCGGGUCACCCUGGCAAGAGGGCUACACAGCAAGCUGACUGGUGCCGGCGGAGGGGGCUGUGGCAUCACCCUGCUUAGACCAGAAACGGAGUGCUUGGUGGUCCAGGACACUAUCCAGGACUUGAGAGACUGUGGCUAUGACUGCUGGGAGACCAGUAUCGGUGCAGCAGGCGUGCAGCAGCACUCUCCCCUCGCUGUGAAAGAGGAGGUCCUGGAGGUUUUAGCACGUUACUGAGACCCACUGGCCAUGGGUGUGUCCUUCCUAUGGGUGAACAGGUGGCACUUUGCUCCAUGACUCUGCCCUACCAAGUCUUCUAUUGAUAAAGCCUGACAACGACCAAUAGAAGAGUUGGCUACAACACAAUACAGUAUGGGACAUGUGUAAAUGCUAAUAGCGCUUCUCUAACGACCAACCGUCAAGACAGACUCUUUGUUUCAGGGGAGGACAAUUGCUAAUCAACCACUCAUCAUUUCUUUUUCUGCCAUUUCAUGAGGUCAUGGAACUAAGAUUGUAGGGGCACUAGACAGGUGAUCACACCUCCCUUUGAAAUAAGUGGUUUUCUAGUUUUCAGAAAUGAUUGUUUACAAAUGUGGAUUUAAACUGUUUUAGGUUUAGCAUGAGCUUAUCAUGAAACUUCAAAAGAAGAUGUUACAAAAAAGCAAGAUAAACCCAGUGCAUAGCAUUGUGUCUAGGUGCUGGUUUUGGCAGGAACAACUAGUAUUAAAAAAUAAGUCAAAACCGCAUCGAAAAAAGACAGGCGACCGACCUUGACUCUAGUGUGUUUUUGUUUUUAAUAUUUGCAGUGCAUCAAACUCAAAGUUGGUCGCCUGUUUUUUUUCUUCCGUUUGGGAGAUACCCUUGUUUUUGAAUAUCAAUACCUUGGUUGACUUCUUGUUCGUCAUUUCAAAUUAGGGUGCUGUGAGCCAUUUGUCCUAUAGAUGGCAGCAAAAUGUAAGAAUUGACUAACCUCUCAUAACAGACUGAGCGAAUCAGAGCGAAGAGAUUGUCAUUCAGUGUUUGCUUCAGGUGUCAAUACAAUGCCAAAGCAGAUGCAUUACUUGUUAAACAAUCCUUUUAAA